AUGAGCAAAGCACUCCAACAGUUGGUGGAGCACAUUGAUUUACGUGCUAUCAACAAUAAGCAAGAACCUCCUCUUGAAGGAGAUCAACAAGACGAUGUUUUAGGAGAUGAACUGGACACGGAAUUUUGGAUUAAGGUGAGCUUCGUGAAAUGUACUCAGAGGAAAAAUUCUUAUGUCAGGUAUUUUCAGAUAUCAGAACGAACUACGUGUAUGUCGGAAAUAAAUGUGUCUGAUCCUCAUCGAAAACUAAGCUUUAUUUUGGGGCAGGUGAGUACCUUAGAGGCUCAAAACGCCGAUUUAUAACCUCGGGAUGUGUUUAAGUCAAAUGGCUAUUCAGCUCCAGGUUAGCGAUCAUCUUUUACGUAUAGGUCCAUGAGAGGCAGAAAGAAGGGCAGAUGUUAUGGAACAGGGCAAUGGAUGAAGUUACUGUGGAAAGGCUGAUCCAGAAAUACAAAGAUAAUGGGGAACUGGACCGUGAGGAUCCAGCACUGUUAAUGUUAAAAGCUUGGCCAGCAUCUAGAAAGUACAAAAGUAACCCUGAUAAACUUCCAGGCCUUGAACAAGUGGUAUGUUAG
Molecule: messenger RNA, 575 nt
Organism: Pocillopora meandrina
Lineage: Eukaryota; Metazoa; Cnidaria; Anthozoa; Scleractinia; Pocilloporidae
Source: the annotation of a GenBank genome assembly